Molecule: messenger RNA, 5088 nt
Organism: Linepithema humile (Argentine ant)
Lineage: Eukaryota; Metazoa; Arthropoda; Insecta; Hymenoptera; Formicidae
Source: RefSeq, a predicted model, not a curated record
UCAUGCUUUUAGGAUAAUUUUUAAACGAAUCGUGAAAAUUCAAGAACACAAGCUUGGCAAAGUAACGAAUUCAGUCAGCAAGUUGCGUGCGCAUGAGCUACAUUAUACAAAUAUCAAAACAAAUAAUAUUAAUGUCACAGAUAAAAGUCACGAACAAGUCAAGGCAAGCAGCAAUAGAAUCGCGGGCGUGUAGUUGAUAAUUAUUUCUUUGCUUCCGCAGAUCGUACAAAGUGCAAUUGUAACAAACGCUCUUUUUAUACAAUUUUAGUGAAUAAUGCAAAUUAUUCAUAGUGAAUUAUUCAUAGUGGAUUCAUAGCGACGCGAUGGUGAAGCGCAAGCAUAAAAGACGACUGCGACAGAAGACCAAAUUUCAGAAAACCUUUCGAGAAAAUGCCGGUUCGAAGAAUCGUGAUGAAGAAAGCGACGCGUCCGUUCAACGUUCUCCGGAAGCGGUGCUGUACGAAUCGCCACACAGGGAUCUGCUGUGCAACGAGAAGCUCAGUCCUGAGAUUAUCCCGAAACGAUCGAGAAUAAGAUUACUGAGAGCGAAAGCCUACGAAGACGACGCGGAAGUUGAAGAUGAGAUCGCCGCGCGGAAUAUUGAACUGUCGAAUUCGAGUUUACUCAAGCGUCACGAGUCGAAGUGCAAUUACAAACACGAUAUUAAAUCUACAAGUGAUUUUCCACAUUUGGAAGACUAUCCCAAGCGUGACAUUGGCGGAUCAGUCGUUGGCGAGACGUUUGAUUCAGCGAACUGUUAUUCGUUCCGUUCGUUAUUUUUAAAAAAGGAACAAAGCAGCGAUAAAAGCGCGGACGAUGCGCCUAAAAAUAUUUCGCAAUUGCCGACAUUUUACUCCGACUUGGAAUCCCGAUUGCGCAAUAAUAUAUACAUUUUUACGGGCGACGUUUCGGCACACGCAAAUUCCGAUAGAAAGAAUGGCGGACGAUCUUUCGAGAAAAGAUCGCAGCAGGAGGAUCGCUGUAAGCCUGAAACAAUAAAGAGUUUUUAUUCAUUGGACAAGGCGCUUUCGAUAAAUAAUGAUUUAAUCUGUCAGAAUAAUUAUCUCGAGAAACAGCCAUCGGCGAUCAUCGCUAGUCAUUUCACUGUGAAGAAGUCUUCGUCGAUCGCGGACUUGCAGAGCGAGUCGCUCGACAGAUUUAUACUCGCUAGAUCAUCACUCUGCGAAUCCGUCGAAAGAAACGAUGGAUUGCGAGAUAAAGCAGACAAGAGUAGGAAACGCAGAUCGGAUAACAAUGAGCGAUUCGACGCCGAGACGUUCGGCGAACGUGUCACAAAUUGGCACGAGCUCGGGAAGAUUUUCUCGUAUUUGUGGCGAAUAACCAAGAAGCUACGCGGCCAAGACACAGAGCGUGGUGCGUCCUUUAUAACCAAGUACAAGAAAUUCAUCGAUGACCGAUGGCGCUCUUGCACCUCCACCACGACCUUAUCGUCGGUGUCCACGUUCCUCGCGCCCUCGCCAUUACCGAGUGACGCAAAUAACGACGGAAACCCGAUUACCUAUCGAUCCCUGCUCGCGAAAGAAGAUCGCGAGUCCAAAGAAUCGGACUUGGAAACGGAGAAUAUCGAAUACUUUGGGAUUCAAUCGGGAUCCACGACGCCCUGCAGCGGAUCACCGCCGCCGGCAAAACGCUGCCGAACAACCCUGACGUUCGAGGACGAGACGGUGGAAGAGCAGAGGCAACCGGCGAAUCGAGCGGAAAUUACGGAUCCCUUCUUUAAAAAAGGAAGGAAGAGCGAGGAACGCUCGUUUCCGCUAAAUUUGCCGUCGUGCGAAGAAACGCCGCACUGGAACAUUCCGAAAUCGACCUUCCUUCCUGACGUCGACCCGUCCGCUGUGCCCGAUUACGAUAAUUGCGAAAACGCACAGCAACAAAAGAGAUAUCAAGAUGACGCCUAUAAACAGGGUAUGUCACGAAGCACUGCUACGACACGAAACUCUCGAGACCGAAGAAACGUGCCCCGCGCGAUAAUUACAUGGAUGAUUGCUCUCUGCAUGUGGCUAAAAAGGAAGCUGCUGCAUCUACUAAAUAGCGCUUACAGGAAAGUACAGAUGAUAAACUCAUUUUUAACAAAAAAAUCUCCUCGGACGAAGAAUCUCUCGGAGGAAGAACGAAUUAAUUAUCUGGUAACGACGUUGCAUUUUGAAAACGAGAAGACGCUGUGCGCACUGUCGGUGAAAAUGACACGACUUUCAACAGAUCUCGUUCAGAUACGAACGAGCAUUGAAACCGAAAUGAACGUCCUUCGUGAAGCCAAUAAAAAAAUAGUCGAGAACAAUGCAACGAUGAUGCAGGAGUUGAAAAAAUUGCACGAAAUAUUGGAGAAAAUGCAAUCAAAAUCCCCGCAAUCGAUUCCCUUAUCCUCUUCGUUCCCUUCCUAUCCUCCGCCUCCUCCCCCGCCGCCUCUUCCUCUGUCCGUCCCGCCAUCCUCCUUGACAUUUCCCCUGAAAACACAGGACUCAAAAUUAACAAUGUAUGGAUCACCACCCUGUCUUCAGCCCCUUUCUUCAGCAUCCGUGCAAUCAACGAUGUCGUUGACACAACCGACAACUCCCAAUAGCAGUAAAAGUAACAAAAUCAGUACGCCUACAAGGAAGUGCUUCACGCCGUCGUCCAACAGGCCGCGCAUCACCGUCGAGGAUCUCCUGAAAGUCACCUUAAGAAAAGCUCCUCAAAGUGCCAAGGAAAAUAGACGAAACUCUAUACAAGGUCCGGCCGUGUCUCUGGAGAUGCUGCGCAACGUGAAGCUCAAAUCUACCAAACGCAGAUCUUGUGAUCAGACCGGAAGAUCACCGAGAAGCCGAAUCAUGAAAAAUCGAACCGCGUCGAAUAUCAAUCUUUCGCCGAUUCUAACUGGAUCAGAACAGAAUCUGGAACGAAUUUUACGACAGGUAAAACUGACCCGACCGAGGAGACUUAUCAUCGAAUCGAGUAGCUUCCAGGAUGAUUUCGUGAAGGAGACGCAGUCACUCGAAACGCUAACGCACAGUUAGUCGCAAUCUAGAUUUGAUCAAUUCUAGUAUCAAAAAAUUUCUCAUUUUUAAUUGUCUAAAAUUUCAAUUAACCGAAGACGUAUCACAAUUCGUGGUAUAAAACUCUGAAGAGCUCUGAGCUCAUUGUUUUAAAUAGUUUCUCCACAAUUGGCUGGCUGAGAACUUAAAGCGACGUUUUUAAUAUAAAAUUAUACCCAAAGCAUAGAUUCGUAAUUACUUUAUUUGUAGCUUUCAUGUGUGUGGUUUUACAGAAAAAAGAUUGUAUCCGGUGUAAUCGCAUCGAUUGUAAUACAGAGCGUAAGAAUGCAUGCGGAUCCAAAAAACGCAAAAAUUGGCUUCUCCGAACGAUGAUGAAUCGUGUCGCUUCGCUUUAUUAUUCGCUCAUAACGAUCAAUUCAAUUCACAAGUGCCGAACUCCCUUCAAAUAACAAUAACGCAAGCAUUAUGAUAAAAAUACGCUGUUUAGAAUCGAAAAUUUCGAACGCAUGCAGCAACGAAAGAGCGAGAUCGGACAGAUUCAAGGAUGUUCGUAAAUAAAAUUUACAUUAUUUUGGAAAUGGAUCUGAAUAGCCUCUCCGACCUACAUCCUGUGAACGAACGAUCAAGUUGAGAAUUCAUCGGCAUUCAGAGACUUGUCAUCAUUCGUUGCUACUUCCUCCUUUCUUCGAUACGCGUUUACGCGCCCAAAUUUCUCAAAAAACGCAAUUUGCCGCACAGAAUACACGCCAUGUACGUGAAAUAUAUUCAUAUGCAUUACAUAUGUAUCUACAUACGCACAUAAACGUAUGUACAUACAUAUGCUCGUGCGUUUUACAGCCUGCGACGGCAUCCGUCGCGCUCCGCAAGUUCUUAACUUAGAGCUUUGUUUACCUUGCAUACGAUUUUUCGCGCGAUUUAAUCUCCUCGGUUAUAAGCGACUCGAUAUCAUCAUAUACUCGAGUUGAUUCUGCACGCCGCUCGGAUGAUCCCUCGCGUCGAGAUUAUUUCUUUUUUUUUUUUGGGUUUCUUUUCGUUUUUUUUUUAUCCUACUUAUUACGCUCUUACAAUUACAUUCGCAAAUAUGCUUACUUAUUUUACGCGAGAGCCGGUUGAUAUUACUUUGAGUUUAUUCCUCAUAACGUAUCAUUUGUAACAUGAUUAUCGAUUUUUUUUUUUAUUGUUACAAUACCUAAAUACAGGGGCACGAUGGACACCAAUUUUUUUUCUGCUUUUCUUCCGCGCCGAGUUUGCGAUCCGCGCUUUUUCCCGCCGGAUUUAUCACUCCCUUCGUGUUGUUAAAACGCCUCGCUUCUUUGCUGCGCUUAAAAUUCGGCGUCUCCGGUAUCAUCGUCUCCUCUCCGUCGCGAUAUCAGCGAGAAAACUGAGCGAGCUUAAAUGGAUUUUGGUAGUUCUAGCUCUAUAGUAAGUAGAUAAGUUUAAUACGUAAAAUGGUCGAUAAUUCUAGCUAAAGCCUUGCCUCGCCGGUCUGAAGAAAGGAUAUCAUUUUUUUUUGUUUUGUGUUUUGCACUGUAAAUCUACAAUCCCGAUAGAGACUCCUUAUUACAAGAAGAACAAUGGAAUGUGUGUCUCAACGUAAAAAUCGUAAAAGUCGAUGGAAUGGCUCGUCCAUGGAUCAGCGAAUGGAUAAUUACAAACACGGAUCGACUAUCGUCUAUCCGGAUGGAAAAGACGAAGAUACAGAGAGAUGUAUGGUCUGUCUAUCUGUACGCGCGUGUGUGUGUGUGUGUUUCUGUAUGUCUGUAUAGAGUGUAUGUACGUGUGUGCGGGUGGAAAAAGUCGGGGUACAGUCAUUUAUUCUGUCACUUCUUAUACCACAGCAAUCGAUAUUAGUUUACACAACGGGCGUAUGAAAACGUACAACCACAUUACAGACUAGCUAGAUAGUUACUUGUUUGCUGUGAGUAACGUAAUGCUAAAGAGGCUCACCUACGAUAACGUAAUCUUUUCAUCUUUUUUUCCCCUUCUUUCUUUCGUUUUUUUUUUUCCUUUUUUUCCCGUCUGUCAAUUACGCGACGCCGCGCGUCGCGAGCUGACGCGAUGAAGACGCGCUCGCUUUGGAAAGAUGCGCCAGGGA